Messenger RNA from Lindgomyces ingoldianus, 1512 nucleotides. Its product is annotated as general substrate transporter. Gene Ontology annotation, biological process: carbohydrate transport; transmembrane transport. The coding region runs from base 1 to 1512 and encodes 503 amino acids. The transcript is spliced from 8 exons. The record is from RefSeq and is a predicted model, not a curated record. Gene Ontology annotation, molecular function: carbohydrate:proton symporter activity. NCBI's taxonomy places the organism in Eukaryota, Fungi, Ascomycota, Dothideomycetes, Pleosporales, Lindgomycetaceae. Gene Ontology annotation, cellular component: membrane.
AUGGCCCCGUCCAAGAAAAGCCAGUUCAAUGGCUACAAUUUUUUUGUCUGCUUCCUUGUCAGUCUUGGGCAGAUUGCCUUCGGAUACCCAGCAAGUAUUAUUGGAACGACACUAGGCGAACCUCCUUUCCUCAUCUAUAUGGGUCUUAUAGAUCCGCUGACUGGGAAAGAAACUGGAAAUGCCGAGGCGUUGAUUGGAGCCAUGAACGGAGUAUUUCAGGCUGGUGCAGUGAUUGGUAUCUUGACCGCCAGUUAUAUCAUGGACCAUUUCGGUCGUAAAGCGGGGGUACUAUACUGCUCUCUAUUUUCCUUAUUCGGUGGAGCCUUGCUCUGCGGGUCACAGAAUGUAGCCAUGUUUAUCGGUGCUCGUUUCAUCGCUGGGUGGGGGAGUUGGGGGUUCUUGGCAGUCAGGUUACGCGGAUUUUUCGUCGGCAUGAACGGCGUCAACAUCGCCUUAGGAUACGCGCUCGCAUCCUACAUGGGUAUGGCCUUUUACUUUGCUGACAAUGAAACAGCAAAGUGGCGUGGCCCGUUGGGUCUUGCUCUACUUUGGCCUUUCAUGAUGAUUGCAGUUGUAUGCGUCGUCCCAGAGUCUCCGAGGUUCCUACUAAUGAAGGGAGAAGUUGAGAAGGCUAGAGAUAUCGUGUACAGGAUCCACAAGAUCAAGGGUGACCCGACCAAGAAACCCGGCUGGUGGGCAAUGUUUACAAAAAAAGGCUACCGAAGGCGCACUGCAUUGGCAAUGGGCUUCGCUUUCAUCGGACAGAGCACAGGGGUCCUUGUUAUCAACAAUUAUGGCCCAUCCCUUUAUGCGACCCUCGGCUAUGGAACUAAACAGCAGUUAGAAUUCCAGUGUGGGUGGAUAACUGUAGGAAUCGUUUUCAAUGCAGUCGGCGCCAUGUUCAUGGACAAGGUUGGCCGAAAGCCCCUGAUGCUGUUCGGUGUAGGCGGCUGUUGCGUUUGCUUGAUCCUCGAGGCUGCAUUAGUUGCGAGUUUUGCAGAAGAGGCAACCAACAAGGCUGGUCUGGCGGCUGGCGUAGGCAAGUCAACCAUGGAAGCCUCGAAGGUAUACAGCAUGGGUGUUGAUGUCGCGGGGGUGGUCUUCUACUCGGAGCUAUUUCCGAAUCACAUUCGCGCGAAAGGUGUUUGCCUCUCGAUGGCCACCGUUGCACUUACCGACCUUGUGUAUUUGCAAGCAACGACAACUGCCUUUGCAAACAUCGGCUGGAAGUUCUACUUGAUCUUCAUCAUCAUUACCUUCUUUGGGACCACUCUCAUGUUCUUCCUCUUGCCAGAAACCAAAGGCAUACCGCUUGAAGAAAUGGCCAAGAUCUUUGGCGACACCGAAGAUGUUGUGGUGUUCUCGAGCGACUUGCACAUUGACCAGAACACCCAUGAGCUAGUGGUGACGGCAAGAGAAGGGAAACUGGAGCACGUGGCUACCCACCAGGGGGUGACGCCAGAAAUUGAAAAACAGAUUGUAGAGCACAGGGAGAGGGCUACUGAUGCAUGA